UAUCGGAUUGCAUCAGCUGUUUAAUGUUUAACCAGAUGGCAACACCGCAAGCAAAUUAAAGCCGCAUCAACAACUUUUAACAAUUGGAGGAAUUCAGCAUUAUUUCUUUGUUAUAAGAAGCCAAAGCAGCCACGCUAUGAAAAUAUUAUGUGAAGUGCAGGUGUUAAAUCGCACAACGCAAGCAAAUCGCACUCCGCGACCUGUAAAAUCAACACUGGCUAUUGGCUACAAGCAAAGCGCGCGCGACUCCAAUGGCAAUACCAAAAAGGAAUUGGAAAUGGUGCUUUUUACGCCACAGGUAAAAGCCGGCACGCGCUACAAGGUGCGCGAUAAUAUACACUGUGUGCACACUAAGUUUGUGCUGGAUGGCAAAGCGACCAUUGGCUUUAAGCAGCCUGCAGAGAAUUUGCUCAUCAAAUGUGAUCCGAUACAGCUGAAGGGCUUUCUGCAAACCCUUAAGCUGGGCAUGGAGGGCAAGGACGCCAUCAAUCUGAGACUGAACAUAGCUAACACAACUGCAAUACCGCAGAAAUCACAGCCGCAGCUGCGCAUGACCAUCAACAAACGCAGCGAGUAUCCCAUCAAAGGUUUUCCGCGCACCCUCAAAUCUCUGACAAUCAGAAAUAUUCAAUUGGUGAAGCUCAGCUUUGAGAUCUGUACGCUGCGCAAUCUUACUACGCUCGAUGUCAGUGGCAACAAGUUAACAAAGAUACCCACGGAAUUGGGUCGUCUUCCAUUGACCACAUUGCACUUGAGUGAUAAUGCACUGGGCGAGCUGAAUGAUUGGUGCUGGCUGCGCGGCAGCAAACUGCGUGAGUCUCUCGUUGAGCUUGACUUGUCGGACAAUGGGCUGAGCUACUUUCCACCAGCCCUGGUUAGGUUAGAGCGUCUGGUUACGCUUAAUCUGAAUCACAAUAAUCUGAGUCAUCUGCCGUUUGCCAUACGCCGUCUGCAGAAGCUGCGCUCGCUCCAUGUGUCCAGCAACAAGCUGGAAUCUCUGCCCGCUGCAAUUGAGGAUCUUCACAUUGAUUUGCUGGAUGUGUGGGGCAACUGCUUUAAGGGCUUCAAUAUGGAAGCGGCUCGUACGCAGGUGCAACGCUUAGCUGCCGGACACACGCCGGCGCCGCUUUGGUUACAGGCGGCUCGCAUUGUCGCCAGCCACAAACUGCCCUUUUCAGAAAGUACACUGCCUGCCAUACUCAUUGAACUAAUCUCAGAGGCGCCCAAGUGCCUAUGCGGCAAGCUGUGCUAUGCGCUGGAGUCACGCGAUCUGCUAAAGCGCGUGACACAGCCGAAGUUUACCAAUAUCAAAAACUUAACCUAUAGUCGCGAGCACCAGAUCUACUCCGAUAUCAUCAUCUGUGGCUCCAAUUGUUGUGCCUAUCAGCAACUGAAGGGUCUAUUCAAUAUACUCAUCUCUUGAUUUUCUUUAUUUAAGGCAAAUGGAUUUUGUAGCCUUUUUUACAACGAAGUGCCGAAUCCAUUCCAUCAUGUCUGGAACUUAAUCGGCAACACAAAUUUAAAACGGUUUUCUUUUAGCUUACUUUGAAAUUGAACCAUUUUAAUUUGUAUAAUUAGAAAUCAGCUUAGUUGAUUAUAUUUAUUGGUGUAUUAUUUAAAACAUUCAUUCCAAUCAUUUGCUUUUACUAAAUCAAAAACUUCAUUUAAUAGGAAUUCUAAUUAGAA
Molecule: messenger RNA, 1686 nt
Organism: Drosophila hydei
Lineage: Eukaryota; Metazoa; Arthropoda; Insecta; Diptera; Drosophilidae
Gene: Lrr47
Product: leucine-rich repeat protein 1
Exons: 2
Coding region: 137-1423 (428 amino acids)
Molecular function (GO): protein binding
Source: RefSeq, a predicted model, not a curated record